Lingula anatina is the source of this 3260-nucleotide messenger RNA. RefSeq names its product N-acetylglucosamine-1-phosphodiester alpha-N-acetylglucosaminidase. Lineage: Eukaryota; Metazoa; Brachiopoda; Lingulata; Lingulida; Lingulidae. Gene Ontology annotation, biological process: secretion of lysosomal enzymes. The record is from RefSeq and is a predicted model, not a curated record.
ACCCUUACAACAUUGUCAGUAUGUACACAGCAGAUUACCACUGGCCUGGGUUUACAUAGAGGCUAUGUACUCCUGCUGGCUUACAACCAUGGGAGAGAGAACAGCGCCAGUAUUAAGACGUAUUUUUAGUUAACUUGGGCCCGUUUUACUGAGUGAGAUAGUGUUAGUACGAUUUUUUUCACCGCAGGAGACUAUUACCGAUACACGACUUGCCUCAGAAGUCGUGCCGAUGUGCGGAGCGAUAAAGAAUUUAUGCUUAUGGUUACACAUUGUACCCGAGCGAACUCAGUGAUGGUACGUUGAAAGUUAGACCGUCGCAACUGGACUAGAAAUGAAACUGUAUACUUCCGCUUCCCGGACAUAGGCAUCAUCGCAGCACACGGCUGUACGUGGUGUAGUUAAACCAGCCAGGAUUUAAGUCAAUAUUGCACAUGAAUUAUUUUGCAGACUGGUGCUUUAAAGUGUGGCAAGGCUCAUCACUUCAAAGUUAACUCGCACGGGUAUAUAAUAUAUAACAAUAAUUUAAAGUGUGCUAUAGCUGCAACGCACGCAGCACUAUAGAAUAUGGUUCAGCUAUCGAACAUGAAAAGUUCGUCUGCUGGAGUGGUGUUAGUGACCCUGCUUCUGCAGGUGUUAAUGAACUGUGAAUUCACCAAGGCGGCUGCGUUUCCAGAGGACGCUAUGUCAGGACAUUACCUCAGAUUUUCAGACUCGCCGCUAGACGAAGAUGAUAUUUUACAACCCUACCUACAUCGCCACGGUCCACGUCAUCCACAUCGUUACGUCAGGGAAUGCCAACCAAUCAAAUACGGUAACGUCACACAUGAGACCAAACCAGCGCUGAAUGACAAUUCCCUACCACUAAUAGAUGUCAAAUAUUUUGUAAACCAGUUCUGGAAUAGAACAACGUUUGGACACGUGGCAUAUAUCAACAAUGCCGCAGAAACAGUCGCGGUACUGGAGCCAGGUCGUCCUGGCACGUGCUCACUGGCGUCUGGGGAAAGAGCCACCGUCAAGACGUCUGCGCGCCAGAAGAACUGUAUUUACGCAGUGAACGCUGGCUUCUUUAAUACCACAAAUGGAGGCUGUUACGGUAACGUGAUAACAGACGGCAAGUUGCGGGUUAACACAGGCGGCAUACAAAACGCGCACUUUGGGAUAAGGAAGGACGGGAGUUUGUAUGUUGGUUAUAUAACAGAAGAGGAAGUGACAAGCGGCGAGUUUUCACAGUUAGUGGGCGGGGUCUUGUGGAUCGUCCGAGACGGAGAGGUUUACAUCAACGACAGCUUGAAAGCUGAAUGUUCGGAUGUGCAGGAAACGGCAAUUUUUAAUCUUCUGUACACGUUGGCAGCCUAUAAGGUUUACAUAAAAAAGACACGACGUUGGACUGAAAAACGGAGAUUUUCAGACUCGCCGCUAGACGAAGAUGAUAUUUUACAACCCUACCUACAUCGCCACGGUCCACGUCAUCCACAUCGUUACGUCAGGGAAUGCCAACCAAUCAAAUACGGUAACGUCACACAUGAGACCAAACCAGCGCUGAAUGACAAUUCCCUACCACUAAUAGAUGUCAAAUAUUUUGUAAACCAGUUCUGGAAUAGAACAACGUUUGGACACGUGGCAUAUAUCAACAAUGCCGCAGAAACAGUCGCGGUACUGGAGCCAGGUCGUCCUGGCACGUGCUCACUGGCGUCUGGGGAAAGAGCCACCGUCAAGACGUCUGCGCGCCAGAAGAACUGUAUUUACGCAGUGAACGCUGGCUUCUUUAAUACCACAAAUGGAGGCUGUUACGGUAACGUGAUAACAGACGGCAAGUUGCGGGUUAACACAGGCGGCAUACAAAACGCGCACUUUGGGAUAAGGAAGGACGGGAGUUUGUAUGUUGGUUAUAUAACAGAAGAGGAAGUGACAAGCGGCGAGUUUUCACAGUUAGUGGGCGGGGUCUUGUGGAUCGUCCGAGACGGAGAGGUUUACAUCAACGACAGCUUGAAAGCUGAAUGUUCGGAUGUGCAGGAAACGGGUACUUUGUUGAAGUUUGUCAAUGUGUUGUCGGCCAGGACUGCUGUUGGCUACGACGCAAGGGGAAGAGCAAUGAUCGUGCAAAUAGACGGGAGGACCCUACAUCGAGGCGCCACUCUCUGGGAGUUCGCCGAGUUCCUGAUCCGGUUGGGAAUGGUGAACGCAAUCAACCUGGAUGGCGGCGGCUCAACUACCACAGUGAUCAACGGCACUGUUGCCAAUUAUCCCACAGAUAGAUGCGGGGAAUUUACUUGUGCGAGGAAGGUAUCGACAGCAGUGUGUGUCUUCGACCCCAACCAACAAACCUCGGGAAGCAUUUGUAUAUACACAUUCAGCAUAUUCGAAAUGGUAACCAUGGUAACCGUUGCCUUUCUUCUCAGCAUACGACAAGGUGGCGUUCACUGAAGAUGUCAUACCAAGGGCAUGCCUUAGAGCUUGUAUCGUUGCCAAAAAUUGGAAUUUUUUCAAAUGUCCCUUAUGUGAACAUUUAAAAUUUGAGUAAAUGUUCAAAUAUUUUGUCUUGCAUUGGUUGUAGUAAAUGAUGUUGCGUACACACUUGCGUACACACUACAAUUGGACUUAGUCUACUCUGUACCAGUAGUCAAAUCUAUCAUCUGUUAGGCUCAAAGAUAUUCAAGUUGAUGUUAUUAAAUUUUAAGGUUUUUAGCAAAGGCAUAUAUUAAGUAAUUGAGAUGAUUUCUGAAUGUCUGAAGAUAGUAUUGUCUUGUAUUGUAUUGUUUUGUAUUGUAUUGUAUUAUAUUGUACAUGCACUUGUUCAUGUGUCUAUUUGGCCCAAGAUUUUGAGUGAAUUUUUAAUUUCUUUAGAUAUUCAAAAUGUGUAUGUGAACCUUAAUUCAGGCAAUAAAUGAAACACAUUACUGAAAGAAUUACAAAUUAAGAUGAUUAUUUCAUGCAAUAUUUGGAUACAUAUCAGAUAAAAACACUGCUGCGAUGAUAAGUAUGUGUGAACAGUAGAAACAUUGGUGGCAGCUUUAUUUACAACACCUAUUAACAGAAACAACAUUUAUUACAAAAACCACCUCAGUACCUGCUUUUUAAUUGUUCAUUAACUUUCUCUACAUUUCUAAAGAUACAGUUUAAGCUCUAGAGUAGCAUAAUUUUUGUAGGCGAGAUGCCAAGAACAAUUUGUCUAAAUUUGAACCAAAUACCCUGAUAAGUACCAAGCAUAGAAAUUUAAUAAGAUACACUUCCAGUAAAUUGUACAAUAAAAUAGCAAGAUA